AUGGUCGAGAGCAAUGGGUCCGGUGCUGGUUCAUCCACCGAAGUUCUGAGAAUGCUCGAAACAUUGGCGAAGCGGGUAGACUCGACCGAGAAGAGGGUGGAAACAUAUAACUCUCGGGUGGACCAAAUCCCGGGGGCUCCGCCUAUUCUGAAAGGACCGGAUUCGAAGAGGUAUAUUCAGAGGCCUUUUCCUCCGAGUGCAGCUCCGAAAUUAAUCCCGAAGAGGUUCAAAAUGCCGGAUAUCCAGAAAUAUGACGGCACAACGGACCCUCAGGAACACGUGACUUCAUACACUUGUGUCAUAAAAGGCAAUGAUGUUGAAGAGGAUGAAAUUGAAUCCGUGUUGUUGAAAAAAUUUGGGAAAACUCUGUCAAAGGGAGCAUUGACUUGGUAUGACCAUCUGCCCGAGCAUUCAAUCACUUCCUUCGAAAUGCUCGCCGAUGCGUUCAUAAAAGCUCAUGCCGGUGCCAAAAAGGUGCAAGCCCGUAAGGCGGAUAUUUUCUGCAUAGCCCAAAGGGAUGAUGAGUUAUUGCAUGAAUUUGUCAACCGAUUCCAGAGGGAACGAAUGGAGCUCCCUCCGGUUCCGGAGGAAUGGGCUGCACAAGCUUUCACCAAAGGGCUCAAUCCUCGGAGCUCGACGGCCUCAUUCAAACUAAAGGAAAACUUGCUGGAAUACGAGGCUGUGUGCGAAAACGCGUUGGUCCGUAUUGCAGCCCAGAAGCAAAUAAUGGAAAGAUACUACAACCGGAGGACUAAUUUUCGACAUUUCCAAGUUGGGGACUUGGUGCUUUGGAAAGUUACCUUGAACACCAAGAAUCCCAACGAAGGAAAACUGGGUCUGAAUUGGGAAGGACCGUACAAGAUAAUCGAGGUAACGGGCAAAGGAUCGUAUCAGCUGGAAUCCAUGGACGGGCAACGAUUGCGCAAUAACUGGAAUGUGGCUCAUUUGAAGAGAUACUACUGCUAAGGUAUGGGCACCUCGUGUUUAUCUAUUAACCUUUUUCUUUUUUGCAGGAAGUCAAGUACCGGAUAAAGUUAGGAUCUAGGUCUGAAAACACGAGUUGCACUCUUUUCCUUAGUACGAUUUUGUCCCAAAAUGGGUUUUCCGACAAGGUUUUUAAUGAGGCAACAAGUACAACGUGUUACUUGACAAAGACAAGGACAAACGCCCGGAAACUCGAGGGCACACCCUACGAGUGGGGACUUGAUAGCGCUUACCCGAUCUUGCAACUCGGAUAAGCACUAGGGGACUAUUGUACCCACAUCGAGGUUUACCCCGGUUAGUGAAAAAAUGGAGGAGCUCAAAAAACCAAAACCGGACCUUCUGUAUUAGGUUUCGAUGUAAGGACCAAACGAUCAGAAUGAAUCGUGUCCACUUAGUAUUUGCUACGGCAAAAUUAAAACCGGACCUUCUAUAUUAGGUUUCGAUGUAAGGACCAAACGAUCAGAGUGAAUCGUGUCCAUUUAGUAUUUGUUGCGGCAAAAAAUAGAAGGAAACGGGAAAAAUCCUCAUAUCAUGUACAUACAAAUACUUGCAAUACAAAGAUUAUCGAAAGUUCGGAUUACUGUAUUUCGGAUAUGUCUUCUUGUUAAAACACCCUACCCCGGUGAUCACCGCCGUAUUUCGGCAUCGCUUCAUUCAUAUACACUAUUCCGGGCACUACGGUCGAAAUUCGACAAAGGCAAUAAGGUCCCUAUGAACCGAGCCAAAAUCGUUAACACCCUCUAAUGGGGACUGCUACGUUAAAAUUCGCCAAGACUGGGAUUCAGGUGCCCAAACCUAAUCUAUGACAAGUGAAUAGACCAAAAAUACCGGCCCUAAAAAAUGCCUAACGUGAUUCGGAGACGUCUGAAUUCACAAAGCAUUAGAUAAGUCCCACGGGCAAAAAACACGAUCAAAUUCCCGGACAAAACGUACCGGACGAAGAGAAAAGCCAAUAUUCAGGCAUAGUCCGAAAUAGUGACUCUGAAUCUCUUCUUGUCCUUGAAACGGACCGACAAUUCGAGCAAAAGUCAUAGCAAGCAUUCAAGCAAAAGAAUAAAGAAAAUCAAGAAAAAUGCAUGUUCCAUUUAUACAAGGUUUUUUACACCGGAAACUCCUACGAAGCCUAAAAACAAAAUAAAGGCUAAAUACAGGCCCUGGUCUAUCCGGUGUAGCUGGAUCCGGAGUGUUCGGACACUGUCCGCUCGGAAUCUUCGGAGUCAGUAUCGAGGGCUCUCUUAGCUUCUUCCUCGACCCUUUUAGCUUCGAGUAUCAGGGCCGGGAGAUCCGCAAAGCCAUGCUCGGCUUGCUCAAGUGUGACCCUCCGAGACUUCCACCGUUCAUACUCCACCGCAAUCGUGGUAUGAGCUUCGUGUUAUACUCCGUAUUUUUAUACGACGGAUUAUUCGUAAGUUAAUCAACAUAAAUCCAAGGACAAGAUUAUUUUUGGAUAGGAGACAAGGACUUUUAAUUCCUAUUUUAAUAAUUGCACGGUUUGCUAAUUAAUUACAAUUAGUGGAAAUAUUAGUGGAGAUUUGGGAAUAAUUUACCAUGAUUGGAUUAUUAAGUGGGGAUUAGUGACUAAUGGAGAUUAAUUAAGUUAAUUAGACCACUAAGUAGGCCCCACAACAUGUGGCUAAAUUUGAUUUGGUACAUGGAUGAUAAUGGGACACAUGUCAAUCCAAGGGGAGACAUAUAAAUUCAUGAAAUAUGAGUCAUAUAUCUCAUUUUUCAGAUUUAACAAAGUGUAUUUUAGUGAGAGAAGCUCUCAACUUAAAGAGAGAGAAGUUCACGGCGGCGCCACUGUUCACGGGCACUAUUCACGGCGGCACUGUUCACGGCCAGCCCAUUUUUGCCCCCUUCUACACAAUUAAUUGGAGAGAUUUGAAGAUCAAGAGGAGGAAAAAGAUGGAGAUCAUGGUAGCCAUGGCAACUCACGGCCAUGGCUUUCUUGAAGACAUUACAUGGUGAAAAUUAGAGCUUGUCUCUAAGGUAAGAUUUAAUUCUUUUCUACAUGUUUUGGAGGUAGUUUAGACUUGUAUAGCUUGGUAGAUGUGUGUUGAAUACAAAAGGGUUAUGUAUGUUGAUGUUGAAUUAUAAAUUGAGCCGUGUAAGGGGGGUGUUUUGAGUAAGAAUGAUGAAUUGAUUUUAGUAGCAUUAUGUAGGAAUUAAAUGGUUAAAUUUAAAGUUGUGUUGUUUUAUGGACAUGUUGUUAUCCUUGCUGAAUUGAAAGGAUUGAGGGUAUGAUUAUGUUCAUAUGAUUAUUGUUGUUGUUAUCAUGGAUUAUGUGAUGAGAAUGAAGGAAUUUAAUGGUUAGAGUUGGAGUUAAAUUUGUUGUGGGUUGUUGUAGGGAUUAUAAUGAUAAUAAUGUGGUUUACUUGCAUAUGGAUAGAUGAUGUAGUUGUGGUGUAGCUGCUGUAGUAUUUCAUUAAAUUUGCUGAAAAGAUUGCAUGAAAUAAGGUAUAAGAAGUGUAUAUGGGCUGCUUGGUGUAUUAUAAGUGUUCGUUAGAAUUUCGGGCAUCGUUAUGUUAUAGUUGGGGGCUGUUUUGAUAUGUUGUUGUUCUUGUUGGAAUAAAAUAAUUGAAGAUAUGGUUGUGUCCAUAUGUUAUUGUUGGUAUUUCUGUGUCAACAUGAGAGCAAUUGGAAAUUCAGAUAGGCGAAUAUAUAGGGGAAAUGCUGCCGAAAUUUCUGUAGACAAGUACUAGCUUAGGAUUGAAUUCCUAAGUACUUGUAGCUAACGUUGAUAUUUAAUUAUGUUAUUGUAGAUCUUGGGGAGCCCGAUACUUGAGUUGAGAUUAGCUUAGGAAGCGAUCGAGGUAUGUAGAGCCUACCUUUCUUUCUUUUGGCAUGACCCUUAUGGAACGAACAAAUAACGUAUAUGUAUGAUUCGAAAGAAAAUUCUAUUCUUAGCGCCACUAGGAUGGCCGAUGUCUUUGAUUUCCAUAAGUAUUCCAUAUGGUUUGAUAUGUAUAUAUGAUGUUCGAAGAUUCUAGUCGGUAUAUUUCCGAAUGUCGUUCGAAAGAAAAUCAAUAUGACUUAAGUCUUUGAUAGAUAUUUUGAUACGUACAUAUGGUACUAAAGUUUCUAUUUGGUUUGAUCCAUAAGGAUAUUUGAAAGUUACCGAAUAUGGUUGUUACUUAAAUUUCCGAGUAUGGCUUAUGAAAUGUUGUUCAGAAGGUUCUGUACUUCAAAAGCUCGUAACUUUCUUAUACUAAUUCCGAUUGACCCGAAUCUUAUUCUUGAGCUUUCAGAGGUUGGUAAAUAUAUUUCUCCAUCGAGUUUUGAAAUUCAUUUAUGUAAUUAUAUGCAUAUGGUUUCCUCACUACUCCGCUCGUGCAUACUACUAUGAUAUCGUUCGCCGGAUCCCGGGCCGGUUUUGUCUUCGUGCGCACUAUGUUAUAUUCGGCAGUAUGAUGUGUUACGGUUUCCGAGACCCUCGCCAUAGGGCCGGAUACCGCUUAUAUAUGGAGUUAUGAUGUGUUAUGGCAUACGAUGUUCUAUGAUGUUGUGAUAUGUUAUGACGAUACGAUUUGUUCGGGAUUGUACGGAGAUUUGAAACCUUCUGGAGUAUGAUGUGUUGUGGCGCUAGCGUCGGAGUGGCGACCACGUUCCUGAGCCCUAUGCAUGAUUUUUAUUUGCAUUAUUUAUGUUUUCAGCACAGGUUUUGAUAUACUAAUUCUGUAUCCAUUUUCCAUACUUCUCACUUCAGUUAUGAUUUGGAUUACUGUAUUUCAUGCUUUACAUACUCAGUACAUAUUUCGUACUGACCCCCUUUCUUCGGGGGCUGCGUUUCAUGGCCGCAAGUGCAGACGUUCGUUCUGGCGACCUGCCAGUGUAGGAUCCCUAUUCUGCUAUUUUGGUGUACUCCUUUGAUCCGGAGCCCAUAUUUUUGGUACAUACCUUUUGUUGUCCAUGUUUCUGUAUAUAUGACUAUUUGGGGUACGGCGGGGCCCUGUCCCGUCAUAUGUUUCUGUUGUGGUUUGUAGAGACCUGUAGACAUAUAUGUGGGUCAUGGGUCGUGUUUGUUCGGUUAUGUCUGUGACUUGUGCCUUAAGCGGUCCCGUUUGCUCUUAUGGCCGAAACGACCCAUAUGUAUGUAUAUGUAUGUAUAUUCGGGCGAUGUGUAUUCCGCCAGCCUGCCGGCUUUUGUAUGAUAUUUCUGUUACAGGUGACCGCUUAAGACGACGUCUGUUCUCAGUAUUUGUGCAAAAUAACGUAUGUUAAAUAUGAAUAAGUCUUUGAUAUGUCGAUUUGGUAAGUGAAUAAGUAUGGGCGUCCAGUUAGGGCACUAGUCACGGCCCACGGGGUUGGGUCGUGACACUUCGGCAACCUCCACACUCCUAAGGGCUUCUGCCAAAUCGGCCUCAGCCUGGGCUAGCUUGGCCACCAGUUCAUCCCGCUCUUCAUCGAAGACCCUUUGGAUUUGAGUGGCCGACUCGAGCUCGGCUUUGAGAAGGUCAUUAGCCUCGGCCGUCUCCUCGAGUUCGGUUUUCAGCUCGUCACAUAUCCGGGCCCUGUCCUCGGCUUUUUGCUCGAACACCCUCAUCCUCUCCUUGUACUUGGCACUCUCAGAUUCAAGCAGCCGAUGCUUUUCGGCCAUGCUUACGGCAUCGGACUUGACCGAGUCAAGCUCCCCCCGGAGUUGAGAGAUAGUGGUUUCGAGCUCACCAAGCCUUGAGAAAAAACGAGUGUUUUCCUGGCUAAGGUGGACCUUGUCCGCUUCUAGAAGCCGGUUCUUCUCGACCAUCUUGGCCAACUCAUUCUUUAAUCGAAGGUUUUCGGCCUUCGCCGCGUCGAGCUCGGGUUGAAGGUUGGAAAGAGUAACUGCUCGGUUCAAUUCAUCCUCCUUCACUCGCAAAAGGUGCUGGAACUUCUCCGUUUCUCGACCUUGGGCAUCCAGCUGUCCCUUGAGAUCGUCAACUUCUUGCUGAGCGCGGACGAAGGCUUCGUUAACAAGCACCACACUCUGUAAAAGAAACAAGUUAAAACUCGAAUAAACGAGAAACUAAAAUUCUCAAUGAAUUAUGCAAGGAUGGCUGAUAAACUUACUCGAUUGCCCGCGUGCAUGCCCUCGUUAAUGAGACACUGCCAGGGGACUCCGUUCAUCUUCCGUUUGUCCAAGUCCGAGACGAGCGGCCUCAGGUAGCUUGCUACUCCCACCGGACGAGACAAAAAGCUGCAGUCCUUGGGGACAGUGAUUACGGCCGAUCUGGUCCUCCUAGGUUCCACACUUGAGGCCGGGAAGAUACGCACCAGGCUAUCCCUAGCACCAGUCUUGGUGGUCCGGCUAGCCGCCCUCGUGACUCGAGGGAUUGGGAGAUGUCCAAAACCGGCAGCUUCCCCGGUAGCAGGAGGAGUAUCCGAGAACAUGUCAUCAAAAUUAUCCGACCUUAAAGCUGGAGUUGGAGAACUCGGGCUGGCCUCAGCAACCUCGGUAGAGGCAGGGAUCUCGGAAGUUGCAGCAGUCUCAUAGCCGGGCAGUGGGCCCACAUCCACUGGAACUUCGGUCUCGGGGACCGGCUCAGCCCUCGGAUCGGUCUCGGGUGCACGCCCGAACCUUCUGGUCCUUUGCAGGGGGGUUUCCUCAGAUGAACCAUCACCUGAAAUAUCAACAAAUUCAAUCGACCUUAGAGGAGUCGGGUAAUGAAUUUCUUCCCCACCUGUGUGCAAGGCCGGAGCUGACGGUCCUUCCCCGGCUGAAGGAAGUGAUGGAAUGGUGGUACCCUCCUCUGGAAUAGAAGCAAUGGGAGGGGUCACACCGAUCCUCCGAACGAGGAACUCGGGCUCUGUUUCAUCUCUUAGAGUCCGAACGACGCUCCUCGCCCUCUUCUUCGGUUUCUGCCCUUUGUCAGAGGGCUUUUUUCUCUUGUUGGCAGCAGCAAUGAUACGGGAUGUACCCGCUGAAUCGAACUCGGGUGCUGACGCAGCGGGUUCGGCCACUGGCUCCGGUCUUGGGUUCACCGAGCCCUUGGGUAAACCUGAGUGCCGAAGAUGUUACAAAAGGGAAAGGUAGAAAAUGCAAUGAAUACCGAUAGAAGCAAAGUAUUACCGUGGUUGUGAGCGACCCAUCGGCCACGUGACAGGAGUCCCCAUGUCCGUGCUUCGUGGGUGUGUUGGCUAAGAAGAGCACUAACCCAUUCGUUGAUGUUUCGGACAACCGGAGGUAUCCACGCCACGGCUGGUAUAAAGAAGGGGACAAAUAGUGAAUGUGAAAGGACUAGUGUUUGACAAAGCAGUCAAAAGCAAUUAUUAAAAGAACUGAGACUUACGAUUAUCAUUCCACCUCUCCGGAAAGAGCAUGUAGUUGGUCGGAAUAAUGUCCGCGGUCCUCACCCGGACGUAACGCUCCAGCCAACCGCGGUCUCUAUCUUCAUCCAUCUUCGAAAAGAUUGGGUUCCUGCUUCGCUUAGCGAGCUUUAUUACACCCCCGGAACAACCUCGGGGAGUAUAACCGGAUGAAGUGAGCCAGCGUGAACUCCUUUUUCAAGUUAUUGGCCAACAAUCGGAGGCAGGCCACGGUCCUCCACACAAUCGGACCAAUCUGGGCCAGGGUUACAUUGUAAGUCCGGCACAUAUCUAGAAUAACCGAGUCGAUCGGGGGGUCGAGCUUGAGUGUGAAAGGGUAGGUGUAAACGUAUAAGAAGCCCUCCCGGUGGCCGGUGAUUGAUUCAUCAGGUCCGGGGGCAAAAACUUGUACCGGACGGUUAUCCCAUCCGCAAUCAGCCCGGACUAGAUCAAGUUUGUCCUCGGUAAUGGACGAGGGGUACCGUCUUACAUCAAACCCUUUAUCGGAAAUCAGAGAAGGUUUCUCAACCUCAAAAUCCUUGUUAUAGUUGGGUUUGGACGGCACAAUGUCCAAAGCAGUGGGGUCAAAGGCGAUUUUUCCCUUGGGUUGAGAAGUUGGCUCGGUUCCUUGAGAAGAAACCGAGGGAACAUCGUAGGAGGUGGUUUCGGUGUUAGCAAACAUUUGGAAGUUAUGGAAAAGGAGAUUUGGCGAAUUCAAAAAGGAAGUUAAAAAAUAGGAGUGAGGGAGCAGUCAAGAAAAAAUUCAAAAUGGUAAGAGUAAGAAGAAAAAGCAGCAGCACUCUCUAAACAAAAACAGCUAAUGAAGAAGUUGGCGGAGCUGGUUUCCUUUCACGCAAUAUAAGCGAUGGAUCAAAGGGGAUAAAAUGGUUGAAUCAGCAAGAAAUAUGAGAUGGAGGAUGAUUAGAAGUGAUGAAAUGAAGAGAAAAUAAAAUGGAGAAGUGAAGAAAUAAAAUGGAGGAGAAAUGAAGUGAAAACGUGAAAUGGAAAAAUGAAGAGGUGGAAGGCAUUAUAUAGGUAUGGGGAUCGAGGCGGUUACAGAUCCCGGCCAACCGGGGAAUGCCACGUGUCCCUCAUUCAUUAUUUAAUUCAUACAUUUAGUGUAAACCAUCGAUUAUUAUUCGCUUGCUUAUAGCAUAUCCAUAUUCAUUUUCUUCCAAUCAAAUAGAUUAAAGCUCAUCCACAUAUCCUAUACCUCAUUUACAAAUUCUCCUAAAUUCGGGGUAAACACCUUGCAUAUAUCUCUAGAGCAAGAAACGCCACAGAGAAGAGAAAAAGGGGGAAAAACGAAGAAGCAUUCUCUGUUUCCUAAUAUUUUACAUCUAUUAAUCUUAGUGCAUGAGUUCUGGGGUGUGUUUUGCUAAAAGUAAAGCAUUUACCAGUUUCUAGUUAUCAUCGUAUAGCUGUGUACUUGAGCUUUGAGUACAACUUUUGUCUUGAUUUAUUUCAAUUCUAGUGUUCAAAUAUAUGUAAAAUAGUCCAUUCUGGGAGCUUUGGUGAAUGCAUUGUGUGGGGAAAUGGGAUCUGUAAAUGAGUUUUAUUCAGUUGAAGAGUUCAAUUUGGAGUGCAAGUGGUUGAUUGAUCCAAAGCAUCUCUUUGUUGGUCCAAAGAUUGGAGAAGGUGCCCAUGCCAAAGUCUAUGAGGGAAAAUACAAAAACCAGAAUGUAGCGAUAAAGAUCCUUCAUAAAGGGGAGACACAGGAGGAGAUUUUAGUAGAGAGGUUGCGAUGUUAUCCAGAGUUCAACACAAGAACUUAGUGAAGUUCAUCGGAGCUUGCAAGGAGCCUAUCAUGGUCAUUGUAACUGAACUUCUUCUAGGUGGAACAUUAAGGAAGUACUUGCUGAAAAUGAGGCCAAGGUGCUUCGAUAUGCAUGUUGCUAUUGGAUAAGCCCUUGAUAUAGCUCGUGGAAUGGAGUGUUUGCACUCUCAUGGAAUCAUCCAUCGUGACCUAAAACCUGAAAACUUGCUCCUGACAGCAGACCACAAAACCAUCAAACUUGCUGAUUUUGGUUUGGCAAGAGAAGAGUCAUUGACAGAGAUGAUGACAGCUGAAACUGGAACAUAUUGCUGGAUGGCUCCAGAGCUCUACAGCACAGUCACUUUAAGGCAAGGAGAGAAGAAGCAUUAUAACCACAAAGUGGACUCCUAUAGCUUUGCAAUUGUCUUAUGGGAGCUCAUACAUAACAAAUUACCAUUCGAAGGCAUGUCUAACUGCAGGCUGCCUAUGCUGCUGCAUUUAAGAAUACCAGGCCAAGAGCCGAUGAUCUUCCUCAGGAUGUGGCCUUAAUAGUGACUUCCUGUUGGAAAGAGGAUCCAAAUGCUCGUCCCAACUUCACUCAGAUAAUACAGAUGCUUCAACAUUAUCUUUCGACAAUUUUGCCCACAAAGCCUGUGCUACCACUCAGGAUUUUCACUUCAGACACUGCUGUCUUGCCACCCGAGUCUCCCGGUACAAGAGCUUUAAUGGCUAAGCGUGAUGACUCAACUGAGACCCCUACAACACCCUUGGAGAACACACCAAGUGGUAUCUUCUUCUGUUUUAACCGAUGUUACUGAUCCCAAAGGGAAAAUUGUUAACUGUCCGGAAGCUAGUGAUCAAAACAACAACUAUGCCUCAACCCCAACCUAGUUAGGGUCAACUAUAUGAAUCUUCACCGACUAUGUCACUCUUUAAGCUCAUUUCCAGAAGCUAUUGAUCCCAAACACAAAAUUGGUAACUACCAUCUUUUAGGGAGAUUUAGCUAGCUUCUCUUUUUGUCUAUUUCCUUUCUCCCCCCUCACAGAAAGGUCAAAUUAAUAGAGAAUCAGUUGUUGUGGUAAUUACUCGACCAUGUAAUCUGAAAGUGAAGGUGUUGCAGAAAGGUGCAUGACUGAGGAGCAUUUGGAUGCUGGAGUUGGGUUGCUGUGAUGUGUAUUAUAGUUGUAAAAUAUAAGGUCCAUCCAAAGGCCUUUACUCCAACCUACUGCUAUACUUCUAUUGACUUGGUGACUUUUUGGUGCAUUAUCCAUUUGUUUAACAGAGAUGUUGAUAACUUCCGGAUGAGCGCUCACGCUUGUUGGAGUGCUACAAAAGGUCGUGGAAACCAAAUUUUAAAGCCAAACAAGCCAAAGGAAGAGGGAGAGGAAAGCUGCUCCAAUUCGUGGUCAAGAGACGUCUCCAUGUUAGAGUUCGUGGAGACGGACAGAACAGGACAGCAGCAUUGAGGCCAUUGAAGAACAUCUCCACGAUUAGACUUCGUGGAGACGAAGUUGAAAAGAAGAGGAAGUCAUCUCCACGAUUCCCUUUCAUGGAGAUGAAAUUUUCACCCCAUUUUUGGCUAUUUCGGCCUAGCUGUACUUUUGUAGCAAUCCAAGGAUUUGAUAUCGGCUUGGAAACCCUCCUUAACGUGAGCUCUAACCUCCAACAGUACAACUACGCCUUAAUUUCAAGCAAAUUGGGUUGAUUAUAUGAA
Lycium barbarum (goji berry) is the source of this 10736-nucleotide messenger RNA. RefSeq lists its product as uncharacterized. The transcript is spliced from 6 exons. Bases 1 to 966 code for a protein of 321 amino acids. The record is from RefSeq and is a predicted model, not a curated record. Lineage: Eukaryota; Viridiplantae; Streptophyta; Magnoliopsida; Solanales; Solanaceae.